Triplophysa rosa is the source of this 2523-nucleotide messenger RNA. It is a transcript of the gene gpr142, whose product is annotated as G protein-coupled receptor 142. The record is from RefSeq and is a predicted model, not a curated record. NCBI's taxonomy places the organism in Eukaryota, Metazoa, Chordata, Actinopteri, Cypriniformes, Nemacheilidae. Gene Ontology annotation, biological process: G protein-coupled receptor signaling pathway. Bases 183 to 1268 code for a protein of 361 amino acids. Gene Ontology annotation, cellular component: membrane. The transcript has 3 exons. Gene Ontology annotation, molecular function: G protein-coupled receptor activity.
CAUAACCUUUUCUCGAACUCACUCGCUGUUUGCAGUGAUGAGUCUAUUAUGCGAAGACCUCUGUUGUUCUUCAUUGUCCUCCUCAAGGGCUCCGUGUUCGGGCAUUGGUGGUUAAGACGCCUGCCUGCUUGGGGUCCACAGAUGGUGGCCUUCAGUAAUCUGUGAGGGGGAAGGCAGAGGUCAUGAUUGACUGGCACAAUGGCACGGUGCCCAGCCACCGGGAGGAUGAGCGCAUCGUUGAGGAGAGGUCAAAGUGUGUGCUGGCUUACAUCCCCAUCAUCUACUACAGCGCUCUCUUGUGUAUAGGAGUGCCAGUGAACAUCCUGACAUUAGUGGCUCUCUCCCGACUGGCUGUUCGGACCCAGAAAUCGCUCUAUGUGUAUCUUUUGGCUUUAACUGGCUCCGACAUCCUCAGUCAGCUCUUCAUCAUCUUCGUGGGCUUCCUACUGGAAACGGCCGUGUUCCACCGAGAUGUCCCCGUGCUGCUGCUCCGGUCGGUCAGUAUGCUGGAGUUCGCCGCUAACCACGCCUCCAUCUGGGCCACAGUACCUCUCACGGUCGACCGCUACGUUGCUUUGUGUCACCCGUUGCUACACCGGCAGAUAAGCUACCCGGCACGUGCCCGACGGAUCAUUGCUGUGGUGCUCACGUUAGCCUUGGCAUCCGGCGUGCCUUUUUUUUGGUGGUCGGACAUGUGGAGGGUCAGCCGCCUGCCUAACACAUUGGAUGCCACCCUGAUCUGGACUCAUGUGACUAUUAUCUACUUUCUUCCAUGCAGCAUCUUCCUGCUGCUAAACUCAUUGAUUAUCCUAAGGCUUCGUAAUAGGCAGAGGAAGCACAUGUGCCAAGAGGACACCGGGCAGCAGUUGGCAUUGCCAAGCAAGCUGGGUAAAACCACAGCUAUGCUGCUGGCAAUCACUUCUGUGUUUGCCGUACUUUGGGCACCUCGUACCGGAGUGGUACUCUAUCAUCUCUACGUGUCAUCGGUGUACAGAGAUUGGCGCGUGCAUCUCGCGUAUGACCUUGCCAACAUGAUAGCCAUGCUAAACACCGCUGUGAAUUUCUUUUUGUACUGUUUUGUCAGCAAGCCCUUUAGAGCAGCGGUGAGGGACGUUCUGUUGUUACGGGGGGCACAUUUGCACCCUCGCCGGCCUCUGCAUCACCAGCGCACCCCUGUCAACGCCUCAACCUCCUCAGUUUACAGCAGCACCAAACGUUCACAGAGGGAGGUCGCUCCACUCUCUCCAAAAAGUGUGCACAGUGCUUAACACAUGUAUUAGGCUGCAUGUCAUAAAGAGAAAACACAAAUAUUUUAGGAAUCUGUCAAAAACGAAUAAUUUUAUUUUCAUUUAUUGGGCAAAUAUCAGACUUAAACAACUAAACAACUACAUUUAUUUACAUUUUAAUACCCAAAUUUGAGCACAUUUAUUUUCUCUCAGAAGUCAGAAAUGAAUCAAGCGUAUAGCAUUAAACCACUAAAAAUCUUUUUUAUUAAGGACUGCAUGUAAACUGAAAUUGGGGAUCUGAAUAGAAAAUCUAGUGCUUUUACUAUUUUUUUGGCUUACUUAUAAAAACAGUCAAUAUGAAAAUUCAUGGAUAAUAACAAUAUUUUAGCAUUAUAAAUAUUACUGUGACUAAAGAGCUUACACAGAAAUAUAAAAAUUAUUUUAAUAUCACCAAUACUGUUAGUUUAGGGCAGCUGUGGCACAAACCUUACAUCAUUGGGUGGUGGUCUAAUAAAUUUGUUUAGCAAAGUAGUUCUGCACAUUAGUAACAAAACUAUGAUUUGGUUUAAAUUAAAAAGGUUGAAUUCAAAUCUAAACGUUUUUUUGUUCAUUUUUGCCAAAGACCUCUGAUUUGAAGUUUUCAAAAUUAGUAUAUUAAACGCGGAGAAGAGAAAAAAUAUAACAUUUAUCAUUGUAUAUUACAGUAUAUACAGUAGGAAUCAUUAUAUAAGAACAUAAGUUACAACCACUUUGCCAGAAUGGCAACUCUCAUUGAAAAUUAUUUUUGCUUGCUUUUUUAACCUCAAACACUGUCAGUGUAAGUGCAUUUGCCAACCCAAUAGAAAGAGUCAAAUUUACAUAUAUUGGGCAGUCAAGCACCCAUUCUGUUAGCUGAGACAUAAAAUGAUUGACUGUAAACUUGAAUGUGCAUCGCGGGUACAGUUUGUCUGAACAAUGUCUUAUCUGAUCCUGGUGGAUCCAGUUUUAGGCUCAACUUGUCUUUUUCAAACCAUUACAUUUGUUUUUGCACUGUUAUUUAUUGUCCUGUCGUCUGCGAGGAAAUGAAAACAUACAGUAUUUAUGAAACAAAGAGAUCUGCCUUAUCAGAUGAGUAGUUUUAUGCCCUCUCAUUUCCCACUAAUGGCUAUUUUCUCAAAGGGAUACUUCACCAAACUAAAAUUUGGUUAUUAUUUACUAAUUUCCUUAACCUGUUUGACAACAGCACUGACAUCAACUGUGAUACUUAAGAACAUUGUUAUUUCAGAUUUUGUGUGAAUGAAUAAUGUUGGAUAGAUGC